ACUGGCCAUUAUUGUUUCUCUAUUUGUAUUUAGUGUAUACAAUGUACGCAUAUAUGUUGUGUAGUAGAUGAAACAUUGUUAGUCAUUGUUUGUAUCCGGAUACAUUAGUCUGAGCGCACUUUAUGUGCUAGCUUAGCUUGCUAGUUAGCUUAGCUUGUUAGCUGCUAACAAAGAGACGCGGACGUUAUCAACACAUCGCUAAGUAGAGAUCAAAUGUGAGUGUAAAGUGUUGUGAUUGUGUGAAAAUGUGCGAAAGAACGAUAGCAAAGUAUGAGGAGGAACUUUGUCCAACAAAAGAGGAGAAGGAGCGACAACAUCAACUACAGGACGCUGUUUUCAAGAAACAUCAAGUUGUGUUACACAGAACAGACGUCCAGCAGCCCCCCCACAUUAAAGAGGAAGAGGAGAAUCCACAGCCUCCCCACAUUAAAGAGGAAGAGGAGGAUCCACAGCCCCCCCACAUUAAAGAGGAAGAGGAGGAUCCACAGCCCCCCCACAUGAAAGAGGAAGAGGAGGAAGUGUGGAUCACUCAGGAGGGAGAGUGUCUUCUAGGGCAGGAGGAGGAUGAUGUCACCAAGUUUCCACUGACUGUUGUCUCUGUGAAGACUGAAGAGCAUGAAGACAAACCACCUGAGUCCUCACAGCUUCAUCACAGUCCAAACGUCUGUGAAGAACUACUUCUGCCUGAAAAACAGGAGUGUAGCUUCAGGAUGGUGAAGGAGGAUCCAUCAAAGAGGAAGACCAGGCACCACAGACCCUCUGGCGUCUCCUUUUCCUCUUUGACACAGACCCUUCCCUGUAAAAAGGAAGAGGAAGACUCACUGACGCCCCACCUAAAAGAGGAAGAGGCGGAACACAGCAUCAGUCAGGAGGGAGCUCAUAUUGAAGAACUGGUGGAGUUCCCAGUGACUGGUGUCCCUGUGAAGAGUGAAGAUGAUGAGGUCAAAGGUGAAAGUGAGGAGAAGAGAGAGGCGGAGCCUCCAAGCAGCAGCUCAACACAACACAUGACAACAGAAGCUGAUGGAGACCACUGUGGAGGAUCACAAGCAGACAAGCUCUUAGCUCCACUAUCAGAUAGUGAGGACACAACGUCACACUCUCCUGACACUGAUGAUGAAGACUCUAAAGAUGAUAAGACAUGUCACACUGACAACACUCACUUCAAAUGUUCUCACUGUGACAAAACCUUUAAAUACCAUUGUCAUCUGAAAAGACACAUGAGAACACACACUGGAGAAAAAUAUUUUUCCUGUUCAAUCUGUGGUAAAGGUUUUGAAAAAAGUUCCAAGUUGAAAGUACACAUGAGAACACACACUGGUGAUAAACCUUUUAUCUGUUCAAUCUGCAGUAAAGGUUUUGUAGAAAGUCACAAUUUGAAAGUGCACAUGAGAACACACACUGUUGAAAAAACAUUUUCUUGUUCUAUCUGUGGUAAAGGUUUUGCUCUAAGUACAUAUUUGAAAGUGCACAUGAGAACACACACUGGUGAAAAACCUUUUUCCUGUUCAAUCUGUGGUAAAGUUUUUGUACAAAGUCACAAUUUAAAAGUACACAUGAGAAUACACACUGGUGAAAAGCCUUUUUCUUGUUCAAUCUGUGGUAAAGGUUUUGCACAAAUGUCUGGUUUGAAAAUACACAGAACAAUACACACAGGAGAAAAAUCCUUUAUUUGUUCAAUCUGUAGUAAAGGUUUUGUUCUAAAUAACUAUUUGAAAGUGCACAUGAGAACACACACUGGUGAAAAACAUUUCUCCUGUUCAAUCUGUGGUAAAGGUUUUGUAGAAAGUUGCAGAUUGAAAGUGCACAUGAGAACACACACUGGUGAAAAACCUUUUAUCUGUUCAAUCUGCAGUAAAGGUUUUGUAGAAAGUUUCAAAUUGAAAGAACACAUGACAACACACACUGGUGAAAAACCUUUUUCUUGUUCAAUCUGUGGUAAAGGUUUUGCUCUAAGUAAAUAUUUGAAAGUGCACAUGAGAACACACACUGGUGAAAAACCUUUUAUCUGUUCAAUCUGCAACAUAAGCUUUUGUGAAAGACCAAACCUUGUAAGACACAUGAGAACACACCCAGGAGAGAAAGUGUUGAGUUGCAGUGUGUGUGGUGAAAGGUUCUCUUAUAAGUACCAGUGUAAGAAACACAAGUGUGCUGGUGAGAACAGCAGCAGCAAAUGAAACUUCAGGAUUUGAAAUAAACUGUCAAGACUUUAAUUUUGACUUUCUAACAACAUCAGCACAUAUAACAUGUGUGACAUUGUUGUUUGUGUAACACAAUCUUGUCAACAUGCUUCUAUAUUUAUACACCUUUUUUUUCAGCCCAUUGCAUGCAUUAAUAUGCAACAUUGUGUACUUUUAUAUUGACAUAAACUAUUACAAGAAGAACAAUUUUACUAAAAAGGUCAGUAAAUCCAAAACAGUACAAAACAUGUGAUACAUUCAAAUUACAUUUAGUGUACAUACAUUUUUAGACAAGAUAAUUUCCUUUUAAAAUGUGUGACUGUAUGUGUAACAUUGUUGUUUGUGUAACACUAUUUUAAUAUGCUUCUACAUUUAUAGAUUAGAUAUUUUGUAUUAGUGCUUUUUUUAGUCAAGUACAUGCAUUAAUAUGCAACAUUGUGUACUUUUAUUAAACAUUGAACAGAACAAUUUGACUGAAAAGGUGAGAGUAAAUAGUACAAGACAUAUUUUACAUACAAUAAAAAAAUGUAUGUGUAUAUAUAUUCUUCAUACAAUAUUAGACUUAUUCAUAAUAGUGUUUUUUAUAUGUGUUUGAAAUAUUGAAGUGUGACAUAUUUUUAUUUCUAAUUAUUAAUAAUCCCAUAGACUAGCACCUUUAUAUGAUAUACAUAUGUACUGGUUCACAUCUGAAACAUCUUCUGGACCACUUCAGGAAGCAUAUUACUAAAUUUCGUUGGACCUGUACCUGUACAUGCACAAUGACAAAUAAAGAUCAUUCAUUCAUUCAUUAUUAUUUACUUUAUACAUAAUUUUAACAGUUGUCUUUUGUACACUUUUAAAAUGUGUGACUUUAUGAAUUAUAUGUUGGGUCUCUAUAAUCCAUUUUAUUAAUUAUCUUUAUUACUCUCUUUUGUAAUAUGAUGACUGUGUUGUGAUUGUUUUAUAUGUAUGUCCCCAGACCUUUAUGCAAUAUAAAAGUGAGA
This is a messenger RNA of Entelurus aequoreus (snake pipefish), 3160 nucleotides long. RefSeq names its product gastrula zinc finger protein XlCGF57.1-like. The transcript is spliced from 3 exons. Gene Ontology annotation, biological process: regulation of transcription by RNA polymerase II. Gene Ontology annotation, molecular function: DNA-binding transcription factor activity; RNA polymerase II cis-regulatory region sequence-specific DNA binding. Bases 246 to 2174 code for a protein of 642 amino acids. Lineage: Eukaryota; Metazoa; Chordata; Actinopteri; Syngnathiformes; Syngnathidae. The record is from RefSeq and is a predicted model, not a curated record.